UCUAUCUCCCUAUUUAUACCCACCAUGCAUCUCUGGCUAUAAGCACUUACCACAUUAUCACUUAAUCAUGUCUCACAAACUCUCUCUCUUCUUUCUCAUCUCUCUCCUCAUCGCAACGCUGGUUCCAGCCCACACUCUGAUCCGUCAAGUUGUGGUGGACAGCGACGACGACGUGCAUCAUCACUUUUCCCACUUCAAAAACAAGUUCGGCAAGUCAUAUGGAUCCAAGGAGGAGCAUGGCUAUAGAUUUUCGGUGUUUAAGGCGAAUUUGAGGCGUGCGGAGCUUCACCAGGAAGCUGAUCCCACUGCUGUGCAUGGGGUGACACAGUUCUCGGAUAUGACUCCGGAUGAGUUUGCAGAGAAGCAUUUAGGGUUGAGGCCUCUUCAGUUUCCCAAAGAUGCUACCAAGGCUCCUAUACUUCCUACUCAGGAUCUUCCUGCUAGUUUUGAUUGGAGAGACCAUGGGGCCGUUACCCCUGUCAAAAAUCAGGGUUCAUGCGGAUCAUGCUGGUCGUUCAGUACAACAGGAGCCUUGGAAGGUGCCAAUUUCCUUGCAACUGGCAAACUUGAGACCUUGAGUGAGCAGCAGCUUAUUGAUUGUGAUCAUGAGUGUGAUCCAGAAGAACCCUCAUCAUGUGACGCAGGGUGCAAUGGAGGCCUGAUGAAUACCGCUUUUGAGUACACACUGAAAACAGGUGGACUUAUGCGAGAAGAGGACUAUCCUUACACUGGCACUGACAAGGGAGCCUGCAAACUCGACAAAAGCAAGAUUGUGGCAUCUGUUCACAACUUCAGUGUUGUCUCCCUUGACGAAGACCAGAUUGCUGCAAAUCUUGUCCAAAAUGGUCCUCUUGCUGUGGCUAUAAAUGCCGUCUACAUGCAGACGUAUAUUGGGGGAGUUUCAUGCCCAUUUGUAUGCUCAAAGAAUUUGGACCAUGGUGUACUAUUGGUUGGCUAUGGUGAGUCAGGAUUUUCUCCCAUCCGAAUGAAGCAAAAGCCUUACUGGAUCAUAAAGAACUCCUGGGGUGAAACUUGGGGAGAACAAGGAUACUACAAGAUUUGCAAGGGUCCUAAUGUUUGUGGAGUGGAUUCCAUGGUUUCGACUGUUGUUGCAGCUCAUACUACGCCGCACUAAAGGAUUGUACUUAUAAUGACCAUGGCCAUAUAUGAUCCUCCUGUAGUUGCAAUCUGCUUUUUCACAUUGAAAAUUAUUUUAUAUUUGCAAACAACAUAUGCAGCUCAUUAGGAGUUCAGAUCUGCAGUAGCUUAUACGAAUACACGCAGUUAAUUUGCUGGUCUGCUGGGAAUUGUCAUAACUCGUAUAGGAUUUCUUAUCUGCUUCAGUGAAGUCAAUUUCAUAUAUUGACCAUAAUACAAACUUUGUUUUACUAGGCCA
This is a messenger RNA of Daucus carota subsp. sativus, 1396 nucleotides long. RefSeq names its product cysteine protease RD19A. Lineage: Eukaryota; Viridiplantae; Streptophyta; Magnoliopsida; Apiales; Apiaceae. Gene Ontology annotation, molecular function: cysteine-type endopeptidase activity. The transcript has 4 exons. The record is from RefSeq and is a predicted model, not a curated record. Bases 68 to 1135 code for a protein of 355 amino acids. Gene Ontology annotation, cellular component: lysosome.